AUGAUAGCUCAACAUUCGCUUUACAUUUUGGGUUUAAUUAAUCUUAUUCUAGCGGCCAUAGCUAUUAUUUGUGUCAUACAAGCGGAAGAUGAUCCAGCAUAUUUUUCGCUUGUCUAUGUUACAAUAAGUAUAUUCAUUUUUUAUAUGGGCACAAUUAUUUUUAUUAUUGUAUUACAAGUCAUACAAACAUAUAAAGCACACAAUAAAAAAAAAUCAUCGUCAGCGUCAAUACAAUCGCCAUUGCUAACACCAAAUUUAAUUAAUCGAAUAAAUUCAGUUCUUGUUGAAAGUAUGACUACGAAAACACAACCUAAAACAAGUCUAUCACGUAGUCAAACACUACCAUUAACAUCAUGUUCAUUAAAUACGCAUCAAACAUCGUCAAACUCAUUGUUAUCACCGUCAUCAUCAACUAAAGAGUAUAAACAGUUAACAACAAUACCGACAGAUCGUUUAGCUUUAUUACCUAAAUAUAAUCAAUCGAUUAUGCAUAUGCCGAAAAACUAUCAAUCAUUCAUAUUGACCAACAAUGACGAAUUAUGUGAAAAAAAUGAAGCAACUACUGAUAGUGACACAAAAACUGAUUUAUCACCGCUUAUUAAACCGAUUCCAAUUCGAUAUCAUGGGAAUACGAAAAAUCCUAAACCGAGAAUUCAAUUUUUAGAUUAA
Messenger RNA from Rotaria socialis, 669 nucleotides. The record is from the annotation of a GenBank genome assembly. Lineage: Eukaryota; Metazoa; Rotifera; Eurotatoria; Philodinida; Philodinidae.